Molecule: messenger RNA, 938 nt
Organism: Racocetra persica
Lineage: Eukaryota; Fungi; Glomeromycota; Glomeromycetes; Diversisporales; Gigasporaceae
Source: the annotation of a GenBank genome assembly
AAAAUGAUAAAGAUAAAGAAAAAAUUAAAAAAUUACAAAAAACACUUGCAACAAAGGAAAUAGAAAUAGAAGAUUUAAAAAAAGAUAAAGAAAGAUAUAAACUAGAAACAAAAACUUGGAAAGAUCUUUAUGAUAAAGCUAAAGAUGAAAAAGAAAGAAAUUUAAGAAAAAGUGAAGAAGAAAAAAGAAAAAUUAAUCUUGAAAUUCAAAAAAAUGUUCUUACAAUUAUUACUUUAGUAAAAAAAUUUCUUCCAUAUUUAAUGAGACAAAUAAUUGCACAAUUUGAAAAAUUAGCAGAAUCUGGCAACCAAAAAAUGUAUAAUAUAAUUAUUGAAAAUGUAAAUGAAUUAGACGUAGCAAAAUUAUUUCAACAAGAAAGAUCUAAAUAUAACAAACUUAUAUUAUCAGAUAUUGCAAUUUGUUUAGUUUUCACAUCAGUUCAUACUAGACAAAUUGGAAAUUUACUUGGAAUUGCACCAUUAGAAGAAAUUGGUAAUAUAGUUUUUGGCGAUCUUACUAGUCAACAAUGGGUAGAUCAUUAUAAAAUUUCUGUUGCUGAGAAGAAAACGUACCAAAUACCACCACCAGAUCCACAAAAUCAACAAGAUCUUAGAUAUCUUACAGAUACACUAAGUUAUUAUUUAGGGAAAAAAUUUUCACUUCCAGCAGGACAAAGUGGUUUACCAGUAUAUAUUAGUGAUAGAGAAAUUGAAAUAGCAUAUAGAUAUAAUGCUACUAUUGAAAAUGCAUUAGAUUUAGCACAAAUAAUUGUGCAGCAAUUACAACAAGGUCAAAAUGACCUACCAAAACAAGAUGAAGAUGUAGAAAUGGAUGAUCCUCAAGCAAAACAACCUAAACAAACUCCUCUACCUAUAAUUAAUAAUUUAUUUGAUCAAUUAAAAAAAAAAUUGAAAAAACCCAAAGACCUGAUGCAAUAA